AUGAAGGACACUCAGGUGAAGGCAAAGCGGUAUUACGACCAAACCGCUAAGCCGCGAACAUUUUCCGUCGGCGACAAGGUGAUGCUCUUGAGGCCAUCGACGAAGAAUAGGCUCGAGGUGCAAUGGGAGGGACCCGUGGAAGUGUUGCAUAAACUUUCGGAUGUGAACUACGUCGUGAGCACGCCCGGUAAACGUAAAAUACAGAGGGUGUAUCACAGCAAUCUAAUAAAGGCGUACCGGCAACGUGAGACUGUGAUGAGUUUGACGGUACACCACCCCGAGGAGGUCAGUCUUGCGUUUCUCGAGAUUAGUGAAACCCCGAUCGCGUGCUCGGUCGAACAGGUACUCGAGAAGGCUGUUGUAUCUGCUGAUUUGGAACCAAGGGACCCGACCUUCAUCGCCGUGCUGCACCACCUUGGAUUCCCACAUCUCGGGAAUUGGAUGGUGAGCACCAGUGGCCGCACGACCAAGGGAGCCGCCCUGAGGUUCUACAAGGAAAUCGCCAGCUCCAUCGAGUUUCUGCAGGCCCAAUUUUCCUGGGAAUACCUGGCGACCGUCGGAAAGAGGCGGCUCUACUGGGAUGCCGUUUCCGCAUCCUUCCCGCCACCGCUCUACAGACAACCACCGACGCCCGACGACGCGACGCGACUUUACAAACUCGUGCGAAUCCUUCCCAUCCCUGUGGCGACAAGGGACUUCUUCGUCCGGAUGCACAUGGAGGUCCUUCCAGUUAAAACCUGGCUCCAUCACAAGGGGUUCUUCGUGCCGUGGUCCCUAAACUGCGACCUUUGCGGGGCGCCCGAGACCAUCCAGCACGUCUUAGUCGAGUGUAGCAAUGCCUACCUCUUCUGGGACGAGAUGAGGACGACGUUUGAGCUCAGGGACUCCUUCGAAGUGGAGUGGAGCGUCUUCAAGUAUCUGCAACUCGGGGAGAGGGAUAAGACGGAGGUGGCGCACGUGAUGAUGCUGCUGGGCCUGCACGCCAUCUGGCAGUCGCGUACCGCAAUGGUGCAAUGCCAUCUCGACGCGCGUCCAACCUGGAGCUACUUCGUGUCCACGUUGGGGUGGGUGCUAUCGGUGACGUCGCGGCAGCCGAACGCGGGUGGUUGGGAGUGCAUCGAGCGACAACUCGAGGAAGGGCGUCGCCGCUGCGUGCAACGACGUACGCCAGGCGUGGGAAACUGGCGAGUUCCUGUGAACUAUUACAUAACCGCUCACGCGGUCUCAUACUGUAUCGUUUGCGUUUCCUCUCAAUCGUUUCCGCCAAGUCUGGUCAGUUUGUAUAACGUUUCUAUACGAGCUAUCCACCUGUCGUUUUCUGAAUUACUUUUCAAUUUGGUCUUGUAUAAUGUUUGCGAAACCUACUGCAAGGAUGUCUGUAAAUAA
This is a messenger RNA of Ixodes scapularis (black-legged tick), 1386 nucleotides long. RefSeq lists its product as uncharacterized. The transcript has 4 exons. The coding region runs from base 1 to 1386 and encodes 461 amino acids. Lineage: Eukaryota; Metazoa; Arthropoda; Arachnida; Ixodida; Ixodidae. The record is from RefSeq and is a predicted model, not a curated record.